AUGGCCCUUUCAGUCAAAGGCAGAACUGCCAUCGUCACUGGUGCAGGCUCUGGAAUCAAUUUCGCUUUCGCCAAGCUCCUUAUUGAAAAUGGAUGUAAUGUCCUGAUUGCAGACUUGACCUUGCGUCCUGAGGCCAAGGCAUUAGUCGAGAAGCAUGCCGGUGGCCCUGCGAGAGCUGUCUUCCAAGAGACCGAUGUUAGCGACUGGACUCAGCUUGAGCGAAUGUUCGAAGUAGCAGAAAAGGAGUUUGGUGAUAUUGAUAUUGUUUGCCCGGGUGCGGGUGUCUAUGAACCGCACUGGAGCAACUUCUGGCGUCCACCAGGCUCAGCCCCAAGCAAAGACUCACCAUCCGGUGGACGAUACGCCCUGGUAGAUAUUAAUGUCACCCAUCCCAUUCGCACAACACAACUCGCGAUUGCGCAUUUCCUAAAGCACCGCGAAAACGGCCGCCCGAAACAUAUCGUACACAUCUCAAGCAUUGCAGGACAAACCGCGACAUUUUCAGCUCCCAUCUAUGUUGCCACAAAGCACGCCAUCAACGGCUUGGUACGGGCGUUAGCCAAGUUGGAGGAUAUCGGCAUCCGCGUUACAGCGGUAGCACCGGGUGUCAUCAAGACUCCUCUGUGGACGGAUCAUCCUGAAAAGCUGAAGAUGAUAGAUACUAGCACAGAUGCUUGGGUGACUCCUGAGGAAGUCGGACAGGUGAUGCUGGCUUUGGUGCAGCAGGAUCAGGUUAGCGAGAUUAUCGGAGAUCGCUCUGGCCGGGGAAAACAAUACCAAAUUAAGGGAGGCACAAUCCUCGAAGUGUCCAAGACGGUGCGGGAAGUGAUGCAGUUCAAUGAUGAGGGUCCUGGGAACCGACCAGGUAACACGGCUUCAGACCAUGCGGCCGUGGAGAGAGAAAGCUUUGGACUUCUUGCGCAGAAAGGAUGGGGGCGAUCGAAGUUGUAA
Penicillium malachiteum is the source of this 951-nucleotide messenger RNA. RefSeq lists its product as uncharacterized. Bases 1 to 951 code for a protein of 316 amino acids. Gene Ontology annotation, cellular component: cytoplasm. The transcript is spliced from 3 exons. Gene Ontology annotation, molecular function: oxidoreductase activity, acting on the CH-OH group of donors, NAD or NADP as acceptor. The record is from RefSeq and is a predicted model, not a curated record. NCBI's taxonomy places the organism in Eukaryota, Fungi, Ascomycota, Eurotiomycetes, Eurotiales, Aspergillaceae.